Molecule: messenger RNA, 1158 nt
Organism: Lachnellula hyalina
Lineage: Eukaryota; Fungi; Ascomycota; Leotiomycetes; Helotiales; Lachnaceae
Exons: 3
Coding region: 1-1158 (385 amino acids)
Source: RefSeq, a predicted model, not a curated record
AUGGUCGUCUUUGUCGAUCUGGACGAUGAGACCGAGCCGCCAGAGGUAGGUGGUCAUUGGGAUGUUAAGCGUUUUGGCCUUGGGAAUGUUGUGAGCGAGAAGGAGAAAGAUAAGGAGGAGGUGGUGGAAAAUGCGAAUGAGGAGAAGAGGGACAAUCCGAAUAGGAAUGCUUCUACGGAAGCAUUGGGAUGCUAUCCAGUCGUCAUUUCAAUAGCAUCCCACCUCGACCUCAACACCCUCGAUGCCCUCUCCCUCACCUGCCGCCAAGUUCGCGCCAACCUCCUCCAAUUCCGCACGCAGCUCCUCAACACAACCCUUCGAUGCUCAAAUGAGCGCAUACAAUCAGAUCCCGAGCGCACUCUUCGAUACCGUGCCAGGUCUUCAGAUUGGUACUUCGUCGAAGAAGGAAGAAACCGUGCUGGGACAGGCAAGGUUGGACAAUGUGCUCGGGAUCUAGUGGGGGGUUGCAGAAGUUGUGCAAUAGAACUGCACGAUCAAACCCCAGCCCCUGUUCUCCUCCGCUAUCGUCACCGCCGCAUCUGCACAGCAUGCUCUCGAGUUCCACUGGGUUACCUCGUCGAGCAAUCAUCCGAACAUGAGCACACUUCUUCGGCAACCGCACCACUAAGUGGCGACAACCUCCACCGCACCGUCUGCGGAUGUGCUACGGACGUCGUCUGGCUCUGCCAACCCUGCGGCCGAAGCUUGCGAAGCGUCGACUCAGAAUACGAAAGCAUCUGGAAAUGGCGUACGCGCUACCUACCUUCACUCGGAGGUCUCGGCGUUGGCAUUGGGGAAGGAGACCGAGGUGUUCCAUGCGGUCGUGGAGGUGACUGUGUUGCUGCUCGUGAAGUAGAGCAAGAAAUCGACUGCGAUGCUGCGGACGCCAGGGAAAUCGAUAGCAAUAGUCGAGCUGCGAGUCCAUCGUCAAGUCCAGGCAGUUCGAUGGGACCUGGGUAUGCUAGACAUGAGAUUGAGGGAAUUGGAGGCGUGGUGAAGAAAAAGUUGGUUAGGAUGGUGAAGGUGGGAGCUUGUGUGCCGGAGUUAGGGGAUGAGAAAGCACAGGGGAAGUUUUUGGUAAGGGAGGUUGAAGGCAGGGCGAGGAGUUGGUGUGGGUGGUGUUGGAGGGUCAUUCCGGGCGUUAAGGAUGUUGUUUGA